Molecule: messenger RNA, 1172 nt
Organism: Pectinophora gossypiella (pink bollworm)
Lineage: Eukaryota; Metazoa; Arthropoda; Insecta; Lepidoptera; Gelechiidae
Product: G patch domain-containing protein 4
Exons: 4
Coding region: 117-1094 (325 amino acids)
Biological process (GO): regulation of ribosome biogenesis
Cellular component (GO): nucleolus
Molecular function (GO): nucleic acid binding
Source: RefSeq, a predicted model, not a curated record
UAGAAUCAGUUUACUUUGACACGUUACUUUUGUAGGUUAUAUUUUUGCAAUACGCAAUAUAAAUAACAUUAUAAAAACCAUUAUUUAAAGCGGAUUUAUUAAUAAUUUAAACAUAAAUGGAUUUUGCUCGAAAACAGCUAGAAAAAUACGGGUGGACUGAUGGCAAAGGUUUGGGAAAAAAUGAGAAUGGAAUAUCGGAGGCUUUGAAGCCGAAACUAAAACGUAGUGUGACAGGCAUAGGUCAUGAUCCCGCGGCGGACUUCACGGAACAUUGGUGGAGUGCUCUUUACGAUAAAGCUGCUAAAAAUGUAGAGGUAGAAGAAAAAGAUGGAAAAACAAAAAAAAUCAAGACAAAAGAUGAUCAAUUCAAAAUAACAAGCAGCACAUACCAAUUGAACAAGAAACCAGGUGCAACCGACAAAGAGGAGUAUUCGGAGUUCUUCAUUCGAAAAGCAGUGUUGACCGGUGAGAGCCAAGAGAAGGUAGGAGAGUCAGAGUCGGAAGAAGAAAAUGAAAAAAGAGACGUAUUUAAGUUGACCGAUGAAGAGCUGUUUGCAGCUUGUGAAGGACGAACGGCUCAUAAAGGAGCUCGUCAUGGAUUAAAAGCUACAGGAAAACUGGCGAGGAUAGCACAGCAAGAACAAAUGCUGCUAAACCAACCACAAUAUGAAGGAUACUCUCAUGCAAAGAAACUUAAGAAGGACAAGAAUACUCUACAACAUGACAAUGUUGUUGAAGACGCAAACCUAAACAACGAAGAAUAUUGCAUACAAAAUAAGAAAAAGAAGAAGAAAAAGCGAAAGCGUUGUUUGAGCAAUGAAAACGUAGAUAAUGUGGCUGAAUCCACUGAGCCUUUGCCUGUAGAAAAAGAUACAGAAAUGGCGGGAGACAAUAUUUCAAUAAAUAAAAAAUGCAAGAAAUCUAAAAGGAAACAAAAAUACGAUCAGGAUGAAGAAUGUUCUACAAACUCUAAAAAGAAUAAAAAACAACAAAUAAAUGCAAUGGAAGUCGACCCUAGUCAUACACAAAUAGAAGAAUCUGAGCCAAAAGUAAAGAAAUGUAAGAAGAAAAAGAAAAAAGACAGUGAUAUGUAAAUUAAUCUAAUUUUACACAAUAAAUACUAGCCAUGUCUUAUAUUCAUUUUAUUAAAUGAAUUUUAUCUAAAAUAUAUG